AUCCAGAAUGGCAUCGAUAAGGAGCACGCACGCGACCGACGCCAGCAGCACGGACACGUUCCUGACGAUUGUCGACAACACACUCGCUCGGCGUCGAUACUUUCGAGAGAAGCAGCGCAUUUAUCGCCACAAGUUGAAUGCUGACGUGGCGAUUGUCAAAGCACAGUUCGAGCACCUUCAAUCGAUUCGGGACGGCCUUCAAGCCAGCAUGCCUCCGUCAGUGGCACCGCGUGAAGCUAGCGACGGUCCAUUGUCCUGGUAUUCCAUAGCCACCGUGUUCAAAAGAGAAGCCCUUCAGGUUUUGACAGACCGCCAGCCACUGAUUACUCAAACGCAAGAGUAUCAAUCCCUCACAAAGGCCAUGCAACGCUUUGUCGUGAUGAACAUUCCGCCGCCGAUGUCCCGCAGCAAUGCGUGGCACAGUGCGACGUUGGUGGCCGACCCGAGAGCUCGAAACCUGGCCAAGGAGUGGCUCACGCAGCAAAUGUACCACAACAUGCGCGAGCCGUUGGCGUUGCUUCCUGCCGUGAGGAAUGACGAGGAGUUUUUCCAAUUUGACUUGGAAGCGUCGGACGAAGACGAGUCCUUUGUGGGCUUGGAAAGGAUACAGUGCAUCUUGCCAGGAACGCUAGCAUCGUUUCGACGAUUCAUGGAAUCCAACAGCAUGCGCGAAGUUAUGUUUAAAGAACCCCAAAAGGCAGUCGAAGAGUGCACGGCCAAUACGCGACUGUUUUGCACCACUACGGCCGACGGCGCGUUCGUAAACUCGCUCCAAGGCCACUUCGUCGAAGCAGAUCGGUUCAUCGUGGUCUUUCGGCAAGUCGAACACGACGAAGCCCAUGCGUGCCACCCCCUGCUGAGGCAGCGGCACUACCGAUCGUGGAUCGAGGUGCGACAGGUGUCGCCCACGCAUAUCUUAAUGCGGUUAGUCAGUCAUGUGUCUCGGUCGUUUCGAGCCCACGACGGGUUUGUCAGCUCGGACGAGCUAGCGGCGUUGGGAGGCAUCGAUGUGACGGGCAUCGAAGACGACGACCAGAAGGACGAGUACGUUCGGCGCGAACUGAUCCGAUUGGGCAAUGCGUAUUUCGUGCCUUGGCGACAACGGUUCACGAGCUUAAUGCAGGCGUCGUCGCAAUAGUAGUAGCACGACACCUCACACUAGUACACGUCCAUUGAUAACCACGAAUGAACGAGCGUGAUGUAAAGCCUUGG
This is a messenger RNA of Aphanomyces astaci, 1212 nucleotides long. RefSeq lists its product as hypothetical. Bases 8 to 1138 code for a protein of 376 amino acids. The record is from RefSeq and is a predicted model, not a curated record. NCBI's taxonomy places the organism in Eukaryota, Oomycota, Saprolegniomycetes, Saprolegniales, Verrucalvaceae. The transcript is spliced from 4 exons.